This is a messenger RNA of Cooperia oncophora, 933 nucleotides long. Lineage: Eukaryota; Metazoa; Nematoda; Chromadorea; Rhabditida; Trichostrongylidae. The record is from the annotation of a GenBank genome assembly.
AUGCCAAUUGCUGGCUCACCAUUUCACGUUCCAGUUCUCGAUCCAUCGGCAGUGAGAGUAAUCGGGCUGAGAAAUGAUCGCGUCGGUGUGGAACAACAUUUUAAUGUGGACUACACUCAAAGUGGCGCUUUGUCGGCUUCUGUGGAAAUUCGACGUGGCUCACAAUCAGUGCCAUGUAGCGUGAAACGGGUCAAACCUGGCCUAUUGAUGUGCUCUUUUACACCGACUGUAAGCGAUCCCAAUGGUGGACCAUUACCCGUACGAUGUUAUCGACAACAAGACGACAGCUAUUGGGUUGAGUUCACCCCGGAACAAACUGGUACCCACACAAUUGAAGUAACGUUUGGCGACGUUCCUGUGGCUGGCUCACCGUUCCGUUGUGAGGUAGUGGACCCCAAGAAGGUCAAAGUUAAAGGAUCUUCGACGGUCUACAUCUUCGCCAAUGUUACAACCAUCAAUGUUGACCGUCGGCAAGCCGGAGAUGGAGAUUUAACAGUUGAAAUAUGCGAUCCAACAGGAACACCCCUGAAGGUAGAAACCCUCAAAUCUCCCAGUGGUGAGGACAGAAUAACCUUCCUUCCGAACCAAACUGGUCCACACAAAGUCAACGUGAAAGUGGCUGGAUUCCAAAUACCGGGAUAUCCUCAAACGAUAGUGGUAUCUGAGCAACCUCAACCCAGUGUCUAUGGUGCAGCUGUGGAUCAUUCCAUCAAGAUAGAUGAGCCUGCCAGUUUCAUCUUUGACCCCAAAGGUGCUAACGGCGGACUUAAAGUCAGCGUAACUGGUCCCAGAGAGAACAAAGUACGACAUAAGGUGAUAAGACGACCUAAUGGCACAUCAGAAGUCGUGUUUUCCCCGGAAGAAGUUGGAGCUCAUAUUGUGAAUAUCGACUUUAACAACAAACCGAUUGCCGGCAAACAUAGUAAUACUUGA